Messenger RNA from Budorcas taxicolor (takin), 1006 nucleotides. RefSeq names its product UTP11 small subunit processome component (gene UTP11). Gene Ontology annotation, biological process: rRNA processing. Gene Ontology annotation, cellular component: small-subunit processome; nucleolus. The transcript is spliced from 8 exons. NCBI's taxonomy places the organism in Eukaryota, Metazoa, Chordata, Mammalia, Artiodactyla, Bovidae. The record is from RefSeq and is a predicted model, not a curated record. Bases 73 to 834 code for a protein of 253 amino acids.
GAUCCGUGGUCCAGCGGCUGAAGCGGUGAGAAACCGGCGUUGUGUACAGAACUUUUCCAGAAGGGAGCAGACAUGGCGGCGGCAUUUCGGAAGGCGGCUAAGUCCCGGCAGCGGGAACACAGAGAGCGAAGCCAGCCCGGCUUUCGAAAACGUCUGGGCCUGCUGGAGAAAAAGAAAGAUUACAAGCUUCGUGCAGAUGAUUACCGGAAAAAGCAAGAAUACCUCAGAGCUCUCCAGAAAAAGGCUCUGGAAAAAAAUCCAGAUGAAUUCUACUAUAAAAUGACCCGGGUUAAACUCCAGGAUGGAGUUCAUGUUAUUAAGGAGACGAAGGAAGAAGUAACUCCAGAACAGCUGAAGCUAAUGAGAACUCAGGAUAUCAAAUAUAUAGAAAUGAAAAGAGUUGCGGAAGCAAAGAAAAUUGAAAGACUAAAAGCAGAGCUCCAUCUGCUGGAUUUCCAGGGGAAGCAACAGAAUAAACAUGUUUUUUUUUUUGACACCAAAAAGGAAGUUGAACAGUUUGAUAUUGCCACUCACCUGCGAACAGCCCCAGAACUAGUUGACAGAGUCUUCAACAGACCCACGAUAGAGACCUUGCAGAAGGAGAAAGUGAAAGGAGUUAACAAUCAGACGCGAUUGAAGCGGAUAGCGAGAGAGAGGCAGAAGCAGUAUGACUGCCUGACACAGCGGAUUGAGCGCGAGAAGAAAUUGUUCGUUAUUGCACAGAAAAUUCAGACUCGCAAAGAUCUUCUGGAUAAAACUCGGAAGGUGAAAGUGAAGAAAGAAACAGUGAACUCCCCAGCUAUUUACAAAUUUGAGAGUCGUCGUAAACGUUGAAGUGUUAUAGAUAAGCCAUCUCAUUCCACGUGGAACAGAGUUUACAUUUUCUUUUCCCAGUAACUUCAAAUUCCAUUGGUCGAAGUGACUUGGUUUUCCUGUUUGUAACCAUAGUUUUUUUGUAGAUUUGUCAUUUGAUAUGAACAACAUUAAAGCCCCUUCCCCCAUCUGA